This is a messenger RNA of Pimephales promelas (fathead minnow), 2417 nucleotides long. The record is from RefSeq and is a predicted model, not a curated record. NCBI's taxonomy places the organism in Eukaryota, Metazoa, Chordata, Actinopteri, Cypriniformes, Leuciscidae.
GAAAGAAAAUGAAGGCACCACAAUUGGACUCAGCAUCACUCAAGACUCAUGUUACAAGUUUGCAAACACUAUUGGAACAGACAUUUGUAUCAUUGUGGGGGGACUAUGGCAAGGACCUGGAGCAGCUAGCUGUAUCCAUGAGUGAAUAUGCCCAAUUCCUUGACCUUUCAUCAAAGGCUCAACAGGUUCGUCAGUCUCUGCCUCAUCCAGUCAGACAACUGGCCGAAAAUGUCCAAGUCCUGCACUUCAAGGGAGGACCAAAACAAACAAUGUACUCUCUAAUUGAGGACCUUGUGAACACCAAGGACUUUUACGAGCCCAUCAUUUUUGAUGAAUGUCAACAUGCAGUGUCACCAUUCAAGAACAGAACAGAACGGCAACGCUUUCUUGAUGGAUUCAAUGCUGUGGGAGUGGCUGUUGACCAAAUAAGGUAUGAUCCUGGUGGCAAUGUUGGGGGGGUCUGCAUUUUUUGGAAAGUUCCAGCCAUAAGAGAGGAGGAGGAGUCAAUGACCAAGGCAGUCCAAAUAAUGAAAACAAUGGAAUCCAAGUUGCCAGUCUAUCAUACGCGAGCAAUGCGCAGGGACUUUAUCAAGGCCGUAUCGUCAGCAACAAACAUCUCAAUGCCGAAACAUGUUCUACGUCACAUCUAUGCUGAAUACUUAUCUGACGCAUCAGCUGACCAAAACCCGGCUGUUGAUGAACGAGUGAGACAGGCAAUCUUAGGUGAGGACCCUGAACUUGUCACUGACCUUCGUCAUCUAAAUAAAGGUCGUCCCCAAGACACCUUUGACACUUUCUUUGAUGCGCUGAACAUGGAACUUGAGCAGAUAACUGCAGCUGAUGAAAGACGCCAUGGGGUCGCCCACCUGUCCGAAUUCAUCUCUGUAAGGGAUCUGAUUGAAAGAGUAGCCAAGAAGUGUCCACCAAACACUCCGAUCCCCAGUGAGACCACUGUACUGUUUGCCUUUGUUCCCAAAAAUGCUUAUAGCAAUGUGGCAAAGCUGUACAAAAGUAAAGUACACAUGAAAUUUCAGGUUCAGACACGACAGCUACGGUCAUCACACCCAGACGACCAUUACUGCACAGCUCUCUUUAAGUACAUGCGUUCUUUUGCAGUCAAGCACAGGGAUUUAACAACGUUUCUCUGUGUAGAUGAUAAGUCCAAAAUAGAUUUUGGAGAACCAGGAUUAGCCAUGUCAUCUGGAGUGCGGGGGAAAAAGUCCUUGGUAGCUUCCAGUGGUCUGCUCGGAGCUCUCGACCAUGACCAGCUACAGAAAGGGUCAUUGACUCCAUCAGUGUACCUCAAUGUUGAGAUACCAGAGACGGUUGACGACUCCUUCUAUAGGGGUCAGGUCACUGUGCUCCUGAAGGACUCUGUAUUCCAGCCGAGCAGUGCCUUCAGGCACGCAACAGAGAUGAUGGGGCUUCUGGGAGAUGACAUGGACAAGGUGAAGCCCUUUUUGAUAAUUUAUUCUGACGGAGGGCCUGACCACAGGGUUACCUAUGAAGGUGUAAAACUUUCCCUGGCUGCUGUUUUCAGGGCGCUAGACUUAGACAUUCUUGUGGCUGGGCGCACAGCGCCGGGACACAGCUGGGCGAAUCCAGUGGAGCGAAUCAUGUCUGUUCUAAACCUUGCUUUCCAAAACGUUGCUCUGUCCAGACAGGAAUGCUCAGCAGAAGUUGAACAGGUGUUGAGAAGCUGUGGUGGGAUGCAAGAUAUUCGAAAGAAAGCCGAUAUGGUGGAGAGGCUCAGAGAUGAGUGGAGUGGAUCUGUCAAAUCUAUAAAAGAUUUACUGGAAGAGCGCAUCACUCGUGUUCAGCUGAAAGGAAGGCCAUUCACUACUCUUGAACCAGCAUCUGAUUUUGCAAUCCAUCAGACACAGGCUGAUAUUAUUGGCAAAAUUGAUGCUUCAAUAGAGAUUGGCAAGUACCACAAGAAAGACAUUGCAAAUAAAGAAAACUACAAAACCUUCAUGGCCAAACACAGUAGGGAGAGAAAUUACAUUCUGCAAUUUCGCAAAUGUGAUGAUCGUGCUUGUUGUAAGCCCAUGAGAAGCAGUGUUGAGGGAGGCCUACCAGCUUGGAUACCAGAUCCUCUACUUUCAGAAGAUGGAGCCCACUUUCAGUCUUUUGAUUCCUUGUUUGGACAAGAAACAUCUGAAAAAGACAUGCCAAGUGGAAGCAAGGAAACUCUGACAUCUGUUGCAGAAACACAACAGGGAUGCAAGAACAGUUUCCUUGUGGGACAGAAUGCGCGAGCUACAAUCCAGUGUUAUGAGUGUGGAAAACCACGUUGCAUCUAUGCCAAGAAGUCACUGACAGUUCGUGAUCAGCGGGCACUCCAGAGAAUGCUCUUCAAGCAUGACUACAGCUGUGGUUCCAUGUUGACUGUAGAAGGCAAGUUUCUGUCCAUUUAG